Plasmodium vivax (malaria parasite P. vivax) is the source of this 1188-nucleotide messenger RNA. RefSeq names its product serine/threonine protein kinase, putative. Bases 1 to 1188 code for a protein of 395 amino acids. Gene Ontology annotation, biological process: protein phosphorylation; mitotic DNA damage checkpoint signaling. Lineage: Eukaryota; Apicomplexa; Aconoidasida; Haemosporida; Plasmodiidae. Gene Ontology annotation, cellular component: nucleus; cytoplasm. Gene Ontology annotation, molecular function: protein serine/threonine kinase activity; ATP binding. The record is from RefSeq and is a predicted model, not a curated record. The transcript has a single exon.
AUGCCCACGGAAAACCCCCUUGAAAAAGUAACCAAGUGGGAGGUCACCACGUGCUGGCAGAAGCACAAGAAAAUAAACAUCGCCUUCGUGGAGAGGCGAAAAAGGAAAAAUGGGAAAACAGUUUGGGCAAGAAAAGUGAAAAAGAUUUAUUUGUGCCCAAAGGAAAGCACCUUCAGCCCCCUUUUAGAUAAAUACGUUCGCUAUGAGGACGUGGUGAAGUUGGAGCGGCACCUCACUCGUCACUUGGCUCACAAGAACAUCAUAGUGAUGGAGAGUUUCUUUCACGUUAAUGAUGAAGUUGUUAGUGUGUAUCCCUUCGGGGGGGUAUCCCUGAUGAGGUGGAAUACGCGUGAGAAGCUCUUCCAGCUUCAGUGCAUGGAGGGGGGGAGGAGGAGCAGCAGCAGGAGGAGGAGUCGUGCUGGGUCUUCCCACCGAUCAGCAGGCAGAAAUGCCCUGUACGCAGCGGGCGGAAUGGCCCCACACACACCGCUUGGGGAGCAACUCCACGAAGCAGUGCACACAAUAGCCGCGGCGAAAAAAACAAAGCGCACGUACGUCUACCCAGAGUACCUCCUCGCAGAAAUAAUUAGGCAGCUGCUGACUGCGUGCCACUACCUAAACGAGCAACACAUUUUCCACAGCGACAUAAAGCCAUCAAACAUCGUUGUUAAAAAUGUAAAAAAAAAAAAUAUGAACAAAAUAUAUUUCUGUAGGAGGGAAAAAAAAUGGUACUUGCAAAAAAUGGGAAGAAUUUUAAAAAAAAAAAUUUUCGUCAAAUUGAUUGAUUUUGAACAUGCACAGAAAACAUCCCAAGGGAAAGUCAAUGUAGGUGGCACAACGUCGCUGUUUAAACCAUUGGAGGAUUUUCAAAUGGGAAGAAUUAAUGCUUUGCCGAAGAAUGUAUGGGCACUGGGAAUUACUCUUUUCAUUUUGUCUACAGGUGCACACCCCUUCAGUCGAAUUAACAACGAUAUGCACAUUUGGUAUGUGCUGCAGGGCAAGGGGUUUGACGUGUGCAGGCGCUUCCGCAGGUACCCCUUCAUGUCUAGCUCGCUCAAGGACCUGCUCGCGCGCAUGCUGCAGGUGGACUUCGCCCGCAGGGCCACCCUCCCCGAGUUGUUCCUCCACCCCUUCGUCCUCUUCGGGGGGGCGGUGGAGUGGCGGAGCGGUGAAGCGGUAAAGCGGUGA